GUAGUUGUCCGUCUAUCGUUUUUCGAGAUCCAGGUACAAAUAAUCAUGUUAGAAAAUUUUCUACGAGAGUACAAUAUCAAUCGGAUAUUGUUAUCGAUCACAGGUCUCUGGCCGUAUCAGAACAAGGUUGUGAGAAGUUUAUUAUGGACAUUCUGUUUCCUGCUCGAAAUAAGUUAUUAUCCGUUCGAGAUAUUACUAUUUCACGAUCAUUCGGACGAUGCGCAAUUGAUUUUCGAAGGUGGCUAUCAAACUCUGAUUUUAACUAAUUUUGUCAUAAGGCAUUUAAAUGACGUUUUGCACAGUGACAAGAUGCGAUGUCUGUACGAAGCCAUUGACGAGCAUUGGAAUAUAUUUACAGAUGAUAUAGAAAUUCGAAUUUUGAAAGAAUAUUCUUGUCUGUCGCAAAAAAUUGUGAUAUAUUAUUCAAUGCUAUUUUUUUCUUCGUUAGUGGUAAUUAUAAUAUUACCAUUAACACCGAUAUUCCUGGAUAUUUUAAUGCCUCUUAACGAAUCACGUCCACGAUUUUUCGCGAUGGAAGUUGAAUUCAGGGUGAAUAAAGAUGAAUAUUUUCUGCCAAUUUUUUGUUAUACUAAUCUUGUAAUUGUGGUGGGUGUAUUCAUUGCGUUAGGCUUUGAUUCAAUGCAUAUAACAUGCACUGCUCAUGCAUGUAGUUUAUUUGCAGCUAUCAGUAAGCAAAUCGAAAAUGUACUGUUAAAAGUGGAUGACAAUAAUAACAUCGAAAAAAGUGAACAUGUAAAUAAGAAACUUGAGUUGUUGAACGAAGAAAUAACAUACCGGAAAUACAUAAAAUGUUUAAAAAAACAUCAGCUUGCUAUAGAAUUUGUGGAAAUAUUAAAUUCAUCAUAUCAAGAAUGUGCAUUAGCUAUAUUGAUAGUACUUCUUGGAAUUUUGAGUCUGGUUGGAAUUCGUAUUAUUUAUGUAUUACAUGAAUUGGGAACAUUGAUAAAAUUUGUGUUUAUAUUCAUAACAACAUUAUGUGUUUUGCUAGUCCCAUGUUACUCCGGUCAGAGAAUAAUGGAUGAAAGUCAGAAUAUAUUCUAUAGAGCGUAUGCAACAGAAUGGUACAAGUUCUCACAUAGGCUAAAAUCAUUACUACUAAUAACUCUUUACAGAAGUAAUAAACCAUGCGGAUUAAAAGCAGGCAACAUGAUUCCGUUAUCCAUCGCGACUUACGCAACGGUCGUACGAAUGUCUAUGUCUUACUACACAGCAUUAUUAUCAAUGCAAGACUGAUUACUGAGUGUUCAAUUAGUUUUUCAUAGAUAUUACAUACCUUCGUUUCAUCCAAAGACAAUAAAUCAUAGUAAAGACUUCAGAUGUAUAUCUGAUAAUGCUAUUAUAGAUGCACUCAAUCAGCAACUUUUUAUACUGUUUCUAUAUUUUUCGUCUAACACAAUAUUUUGUUACUUAGUGAUUGUGUUAUAAACUAAUCUAUUACAAAUUGUUUAUGGUA
Messenger RNA from Solenopsis invicta (red fire ant), 1474 nucleotides. RefSeq names its product odorant receptor 63a. The transcript is spliced from 9 exons. Gene Ontology annotation, molecular function: olfactory receptor activity; odorant binding. The record is from RefSeq and is a predicted model, not a curated record. Lineage: Eukaryota; Metazoa; Arthropoda; Insecta; Hymenoptera; Formicidae. The coding region runs from base 46 to 1254 and encodes 402 amino acids. Gene Ontology annotation, cellular component: plasma membrane. Gene Ontology annotation, biological process: detection of chemical stimulus involved in sensory perception of smell; sensory perception of smell.